CACGGAGUGAGUAGCGUUAGUUCAUCUGUCUCCGCCAUUCAAAACUUCUGGGCCUGGAAACAAGUGUAUUGUCUUUUAUUUCCCGUCUCUUUUAUCUUGAAGAGAUAUGACGCGAGAAAAUGAAGAAGAAGAAGUGACGGCGGGUUUGUGUUCCCACUGAGCGUUCGGGCUUCCAGCCAGAGAGAGAUGAAAAGCUGCCAAUGAGCGCACAUGCUACGAUAAGUACCCUCCAUGGCUGCCCAUCGAAUCAUCCGAGUGACGAGCGGUAACCACAUCCUCCCUCGCUGUAAGUCUGAGGGGACGCUCAUCGACCUCAGUGAAGGGGUGACUGGAGCCAGUCUCAAUGAUGUCAAAGUGCCUUCUCCCAGUGCCUUAAGGCUGGGCACCUCCUCCUCCUAUGGUGCUGCACAGGAAGUAGUUGCCAUAAAGGAUUACUGCCCCAGCAGCUUCACCACACUGAAAUUCUCCAAAGGCGAUCACCUCUAUGUACUAGACACAUCAGGUGGAGAGUGGUGGUACGCCCACAACAACAUGGAAAUGGGAUACAUCCCGGCCGCCUACGUACAGCCCGUCAACUUCAGAAAUUCUUCACUUAGUGACAGUGGGAUGAUUGACAGUCUUGGGGAGGGAUAUGAAGAUGGGUCAAAGGAGUUUGGAGGUCUGGGGGAGUGGACAGGGAUGUCCCUUAAGCCCAGUAACCGUCCCUUCUCUGUGAAUCCUUUUAUUUGCUCAUUAGACCAGAGUUGCAGAGAUACAGGGGUAAGGAACUCAGCAGAUCUUAUUCUCUUUGACGCUCUAGCAUCUCCAUCUUCUUGCUCCAACUUUAACACUAGUACAGUCAUGACCAGUGGAUUUAGCAGCUGCCACUUUAACAAUCCAAACCCCACCAGCCCCACCCAAGAGGUUGCCCCACAUCGCCACCGGGAUAAUCAAUUUUUCAGGAGUAAACGUUCCCACAGUCUGUCAGAGCUGUCCGUUCUGCAGGCUCAGUCCAAUCCAGCCCUACCUUCUUCAGGAUUUUUCACCGGUCUUAAGGCUCCUACCCCAGAGCAGUUUCAGAGCAGGGAGGACUUCAGGACUGCUUGGCUUAACCACAGGAAAGUAGCCAGGUCCUGCCAUGACCUUGACUCCCUGGGGCAGAGUCCCGGGUGGGGGCAGACACAGCCGGUGGAGACCAACGUUGUGUGCAGGUUGGACAAUAAUGGAGGUGUUAUUCAGCUCCCAGACACUCACAUCAGUGUGCACGUCCCUGAAGGCCACGUUAGCCAUGGAGACCACCAGCAGAUCUCAGUGAAAGCCUUACUGGACCCUCCUCUGGAGCUCAAUAGUGACCACUGCUCUACUGUCAGCCCUGUGGUGGAGAUCAAGCUCAGUAACAUGGAGACCAAGUCCUUCAUCACACUGGAGAUGAAGGUAUCAGUAACAGUCAAGAAGGAGAGUUGUCACACUGUAGAGGUGCUGUGUGUUCGAAGUGAUUGCAAAGAAGGGCCUUACACACCAAUCCCUAAUGCUUACAUUUACAAGGACACAGUCCAGGUGCAGUUGGAUAGUCUAGAACCUUGUAUGUAUGUGGCUGUUGUGGUUCAGUCCCAGUGUAUCAGCCACAAUAUGACUGUGUGGGACCACGUGCAGAGGAAAGUAAUGCUGGGUGUUUAUGGACCCAAGCACAUUCACCCUUCCUUUAAGACGGUUGUGGCCAUGUUUGGUCAUGACUGCGCCCCCAAAACCUUGUUGGUAAGCGAGAUGGGUCGGCAGGCCACCUCAACUCCGCCAGUGGCCCUCCAGCUGUGGGGGAAGCACCAGUUUGUGUUAGGAUGUCCUCAGGACCUCCAGGUGGGAUUGUACUCCAACAUGUCCAACUAUCAGGUGAAGGCAAGUGAGGGCACCGGGGUGAUUCAGGGAUUUCAGGUUAAACUGGGGAAGGUCAGCAGGCUCCUGUACAUGAUCACAUCACACAACCCAACCAGCAUCUCAGAUUUCACUCUCAGGGUCCAGGUCAAGGAUGCCCUCGAUUGUAUCCUCACACAGUUCUGUGUUCAAACUCCACAACCGCCGCCAAAGACUGGAGUGAGGAUAACAGGCCAGAGGAGGUUUCUCAAAAAGAAAGAGGUGGAUCAGAUUGUCCUCUCACCACUGGCUGUCACCUCCAAAUACCCAAAGUUUCAGGACCGGUGCAUUACCAACCUGAAAUUUGGUAAGUUGAUCAAAACAGUGAUCAGGCAACACAAGAGCACCUAUUUGUUGGAGUACACGAAGGGUGAUGUCAUUGCUUUGCUCAGCGAGGAGAAAAUCAAAUUGCGAGGCCAGCUGCGGACCAAAGAGUGGUACAUUGCAUACUAUCAGGGGAAGAUGGGGCUUGUUCACGCCAAAAACGUUUUGGUUCUGGGUAAGGUCAAGCCCAUUUAUUGGUGUGGGCCAGACCUAACGACCACCAUGUUGCUGGACCAGAUCCUGAAGCCUUGCAAAUUUCUCACAUACAUCUACGCAACCGUGAGGACAGUUUUAAUGGAGAAUGUGGGGAGCUGGAGAGCAUUUGCUGAUGCCCUGGGAUACGGGAAUUUGCCGCUGAAUUAUUUUUGCCGGACUGAGCUGGAUAGUGAGCCGGAGAAAGUGGCGUCAGUUCUGGAGAAACUCAAAGAGGAGUGUACGAACGUGGAGAACAAGGAGAGGAAGUCCUUCCAGAGGGAACUCAUGGUGGCGUUGCUGAAGAUGGACUGCCAGGGUCUGGUGGCCAGGCUGGUCCUGGAUUUCGUCUUGCUGACUACGGCGGUGGAGGUGGCGUCCCGAUGGAGGGAACUGGCUGAGAAACUGGCCCAAGUGUCCAGACAGCAGAUGGAGGCUUAUGAAGCUCCACAUCGAGACAAGAAUGGUCUCCUGGACAACGAGUCUAUGUGGAAGCCCGCCUAUGACUUCCUCCUGACAUGGGCCGCCCACAUCGGGGACAGCUACCGUGAUGUGAUCCAGGAACUUCACCUCGGCCUGGACAGGAUGAGGAACCCCAUCACCAAGAGGUGGAAGCACCUGACUGGCACACUCAUCCUCGUCAACUGCCUCGACACCCUCCGCAGCGCCGCCUUCUGCCCCACCGGGUACGGAGACUUUGCUGUCUGAGCAUUUUUGUCCUGUUGGAGAACAUUUUCUAAAGGUGUGUGAGGAUUUUAUUUAUGGGUCAUGGUGGGAGUUACUGGAGAUCAGAAUAUCGGGGUUCUGAGUUUCACCUGUGCAGUUUGGUCACCCCAAGUAUAUUUUCAUGAACAAUCUGAAGGGCCUGUACUGAGGUUGGGUGUCAGAAUUUAAACUGGCCAGUCUCAGUCUGGUAGCUCUCUAGGUUUUCCUCAGCCUUCCACCUUCAGGAUCGAUCUAUACGUCCACGCAUCAGUUCUGCGGGAGCACUGAUCGGUUGUCAUUAAGCACCAGAGGUACAAACACCAGUGGACGAAUUCCCACAUUAGAAAAGUCAGUGCGACACUGGACAAUCUGCCUCUCUCUGUUUUUUUUUUAUGUCUCUUUUGUUUGUCCCACCUUUUUUUUUGUUUUUUUGCUUGUAUGUUUAUCCACCUCUUUUCUACCUCACCCCUUUUUCUUGAUCACUUUCUGACAUCUCUUUAGACAUACUGUAUCUUUCUGUCUUUUGCAUUUAGUCUUUAUCUUAGUGUGUCCGACUGUCUCCAGCUCUUUCUGUGACUUUCGUGCUGACAUGCUCUAAUUAAUGGUUUGUUUUUGCAGUCAUAUCUCUAUCUGUUCUUACAACUUCGGCCUCAGGACAACAUCAGAGACCUCAGCCACUGCAGUACACAGCCAGACAUACUGUGAACCUUUAAACCAUCCUUUGUCCUUUCAAGCCAAAUUUUAAACAUGACCAACUUUUCCCUCCAUUUGUUUUAUUCUUUGACUCCCUCUACUGGAUUUCUUUUUCUUCCAAAAGAUGGCAGAGCAGAUGUUACAAUCCAAAUGAAUCAGAAUGGCUUCAUACAUUCAGAACUUUUGACACUAACGUGCUUGCCAAAAACACAACUUUGUAGUAAAGGUAUAUAUACCUGUUGAUUCAAAAUAUAUUUUUAUACUUGUAGACCAAUACAGAUAAUGUAUUAUCAGCAGUGUUAUUGUUCUUCUAGCUUUGAUUUCCCUUGUGUGCAAGUGAUGUCCAUCAUAUUUCAGCUGUUGUAGCAAUGCUGCACUUUGGCAAAGUGAAGAUUUCAAUUUUAACAUAAUGAAGUCAAAAUUAUAGCGUCAGUAGGUUGAAUCUUAAUUCAAUCAGCUUUGAUGCAUUUAUUGUUUGAGUUUUUCUGUAUCUUAUUCAUUUCACUCUUUCAUUCAUUGUUUUUCUUGUUUAUUUUCAGUAUGUUUUGUGACUACUGCGGCGUUCCUGUAUUUGUCUGGGACAUAAUCUGAACAAAAAAAUGUGAUGUUUUGUCACCUGUGUUAGGUUGCACAUGUGAUCUGUUCUCAAAUAAAUCAAUAAAACUGAAACUUCAAAACAAAACGAUUUAAUGAAAAUCACUAUGUGGGUUUUUAAGCAAAUGGAUAUUUUGGUAUCUGAA
Monopterus albus (swamp eel) is the source of this 4541-nucleotide messenger RNA. RefSeq names its product SH3 domain-binding protein 4-A-like. Lineage: Eukaryota; Metazoa; Chordata; Actinopteri; Synbranchiformes; Synbranchidae. Gene Ontology annotation, molecular function: protein binding. The transcript has 5 exons. The record is from RefSeq and is a predicted model, not a curated record. The coding region runs from base 232 to 3111 and encodes 959 amino acids. Gene Ontology annotation, cellular component: cytoplasm.